GGAGGGCCCGGAGGCGACUCAGACGUGUGCAGCAGCGAGGACCUUCCAGAGGUCGAGAUCAUCAGCCUCCUCCACGAGCAGAUCCCGCGGUACCGGCUCCGGGCCGACACGUUAACGCAGUUUACCGGCUACGAAAACCAAGACUGGUACAUUCCAAGCCCGGCGCUCAAACCGGCCGAGACCGCGCUCACUCCGGACCAGAUCCGAGAAACUCUCAACUACUUCCUCCUAUGCAGCAACCGCGUGAGCCAAAUGACCAAAACUUACGAUGACAUCGAAGCUGUUACGAGGCUUCUGGAAGAGAAAGAGAAAGACCUUGAGCUCACCGCGCGCAUUGGGAAAGAGCUCUUGGCGAAUAAUCAGAGGCUAGAAAAUAAUGUUGCUUCCUUGGAAGCAGAAUUACGCACCACAAAUGAGAAACUUACACAGCUCAGCCAUGAGCUGAUGAAAAAGACUGAGCUUAUUCAAAUUCUUACCAAUGAUGAAGGGGACAGUAGCUCUGAGGUGGGCACUCCAUGUGAGAAUGUCCCCAGACAAAUCAGUGCUGAGUUUAUGCAGCGGAGAAUACAAAUGCUUGAAACUGAUAAUGUUCGUUUACGGGAAGAAUUUAAUCAAAUUGCCAAAGACACUUCAGAAUGUGAGGAGGCAGAAGCUAAGCUUGUUUUUGACAUCACCCACCAGUUGUCCACAGCCAAUCGAGAGGUUGAAGCAUUGCUAGUGGAGCUGGACAGGCAGAAAGAUGAAAAUCGACAGCAAAGUGAACACAUUUUUACUCUUGAAGCUAAAUUACGAGAUAUAGAGAGUCGCCACAUUACGCUGGGUGCUGAAAAUGAAGAUUUAAAGAACCUUAUUCGUAUCUCAAGAGAAACCCAGGAUUCACUCAGUGGAGAACUGGCUGAACUAAAGACGCGAAAUGCGGAAGUGUCAACAUUACUUUUGGAUACUCAAGAACAGCUCAAGAAGAAGCGCAAAAUGAGCAUGCCAGUAGCAAGGGCUACUCAGUUGUUCCCAUCUCUCACUGGUAUGAAUCAGCACAACCCAGACUCAAUAGCUUCGGAGUUGGAGUCUUCCCUGUUUUCUGAACUCAGUUUGGAUUCGGGCAUUUCUACUGACAGAGCUCCUUCCUACAGAAAGGUGUUUGAAACUGUGCGGUGUGCCUCUCGAAGCUCAAUGGGCAGUGGCAGCAGCAUUGGCAGCAGUAUGGGAGUGUCUCCAGUCAAGCGUGUCGGUUCUUUGGGUGGUGGGCAGGCUUCAUUGACAUCCUCAUUAUCGAUGUCGUCGUCUAGUCUUGGGCCACGAAUGUCCAGUCUCCCUGGAUUGGCCCCAUCCUCAACUUCCAACACCAGCCUGCCGACACACCCUGCCCCACACAUCUAUGGAUCCACCAUGUCAUUCCCCAGCUUGGACUCUGCAGGGCAGUCUGAUUGUGAAGCAUUUUCCAAUGACAGUGAAGAUAACAUUUCAGUUGAUGCUGGUGAGCCAGUUUCCACUUUCUCUGAGCUUGAGGCAGCUGUAUCUCGUCUCACUCCUGCUGCAGUUGCACUGAGAAGAGCACAUCUGGGUUCUGGAAGCUUGCUGAGCUACGACGAUGGGUGCCGCACUCCAGACAGCAUUAUGUCUACAGGAAGCAGUGGAGCCUUCAGUGGCAACAGCAACUCCAUGAACUGGAAAUUGCCUGAUAAGCUACAGAUUGUGAAACCUAUUGAGGGAUCACUGACUCUGCAUCACUGGUCCCAACUUGCGACACCAACAUUGAGUGGAUUGCUAGAGGAGAGGCCUGGUGUCAAAAUUCGUGGUGGCAAGCCGCUGGAAGAAUUGGGUUUGGAUACUUACACUUUGUCUGACCUUGAGGAGGACGAUGAGUACAUUUGUCCUGGCAAGAGCUUCCAGUCGACCAGCUCAGUGUACACCUACACCAACAGCACGGUGAUGCACCCUGAUGACAUGACGUCUGUCACACCCAGUUUGCCUCCAAGUCAAAUGAGCACGAGGGCCACCAACAGCUGCGCCACCACAGCAAAUCCAACACCAGUAUCAGGCAUGAGUCGCCGUAACUCAACGUCAACAUUCUCAACCUGCCUUGGCCUAGCUAAGAUGCUCAAUGAACGGGGAAUCAAGGGAAUCACUCCGAGCGCUUUGAAUACUCCAGCCACAGAGAAGAGUUUCACCCCCACCGCCACCCCUUGCAACUCUCCGCUAGGUUCCCCAAGGGGAUCAGCGGAUAGCUCUCCAUCAUCCUCAAGGUCACCCUCUCCCCCACCUUACAGCACAUUCCCAAUUCCAGCACUUCUUAGCAGCGGUGCAGAGUUGCUGCGUCGCACAUUUUCCAGUGACAGAAACACAACCAUGCGCCUGCACCGUUCUCAGUCACGCAGGCACAAAAAGGGUCUUUCUAGAUCAGAUCGCAAGGCUCUGUCAAGUAUAAGGCUUGUCGAGAAACUUGAAAGAAUAGGUUUGGAAAGUUUAGUGACUCCGGGCGGAAAUACAUCAGAUGGAAGAUCGCUCUAUUUCAAUCCAGCUCAACGUAGUCCUAUGGGUCAGCUCACUGGGAUGAAGAGUCCUGUGAAUGGCCGUCAACCCAAGCCAUCAUUUGUGUUAGGAGGCGACGAUGACAGUGAUAUUCCAAUAUUAGGUAUGCCUGCCAAACCUGGAUCAGGCCAGCUGGAUUCUCGACUAAAUAGGUUACAGCAGAUGAAUAAUAGGCCAGUUCGAACAGACCUAGGGUCUGUCCCUGGAGCUUCUAGUUCUUCGACUCCAGUUUCCAGAGGUGCUCGAGGACGUCCAGACCUAGGCAGCGUUCCCUCUGACCUGGGAAUGGACUCCCACUCGUCUUCCACUCUUGGCACCCUCAGCUCAUUGUGGUUUGGUAGGAAGGGUGGCUUGCUGUGAGCAUGAGUGCAUUUUAGGCUGUGUGAUGUAUGCCUCAGUAAUGAGUUGUUGUUGACUACUAGUGUUGUAUCAGCACCCAAGUGAUAUUAUGUUAAGUAAUAAAAAAUUUAAUUUCUCUUUACAUCACCAUAGAGUGAGCUGCUCUUUGCUUGGGCUACUCCUCUUAUCCCAGUUAGCAUUAGUCUAUUUGGCAAUAUUUUAAGCUUUGACCACAAUUCAGUGUAUGAUUCCUGUAGGUGUCUGGUGAGUUCAAUGUGAUACUGAUUUAUCUUGUUUGAAGGAGCUGUACACCGCUCAUGUUUGCAAUGUUGGUAGGUUACAAAGUCAAGCUUUUGCUCGAAAAUGUUGUUGUAUUUGUAGAAUGAUUGUUGUUGGGAAAACCUUUUGUAAGAAUUGUUGAGUAUUUAUUUAAUGUAGGAAGAUAUGAAAAUGUUGGGUUGUCUACCACAGUGCCUUACAGUUCCUCAUUGUAUUGGCUCAUUGUUUAGUUAUGUGUAUCAGUAUUGAUAGUAAAUUUUUUGUUGUACAUUUUUUGUUUUUCAAUUGUCUUUUUCAAAAAAUAGAACGAUGAUUUUAAGAGUAUGAAUGUACUGUGAACUAGCUUUCAUUUUUAAUGCAAUGUUUCUUUAUGUGCCUUUUGAUUUCAAUCGUACUCUUGUAUAUUGAAUUUUAAAAUUAUGAAUGUGAUUAAUAGCAAAGCUGUGUCGUACAACAUAUUCUUAGUCAAAACUUAUUCCGCUAAGUUGAUGACGGAUGUUGAUGCCAAUCUCAAAGAUUGUGUUGGUAGAAUGAUUUCAAUAAGUGGUUUUAAAGUGUAUCUUAAUUUAUUUUUAAAUAGCAAAUUGUAGGGAAAUGUGUAAAUAAAUUGAUGUAAAAGUAUCGACUGAAAAAUCUGAAAUAAAUCCUUGAAGUACGUGAA
Thrips palmi is the source of this 3808-nucleotide messenger RNA. It is a transcript of the gene milt, whose product is annotated as trafficking kinesin-binding protein milt. Lineage: Eukaryota; Metazoa; Arthropoda; Insecta; Thysanoptera; Thripidae. The record is from RefSeq and is a predicted model, not a curated record. The transcript has 13 exons. Bases 253 to 2889 code for a protein of 878 amino acids.